This is a messenger RNA of Magallana angulata, 859 nucleotides long. RefSeq names its product dynein light chain Tctex-type 5-B-like. Gene Ontology annotation, cellular component: cytoplasmic dynein complex; cytoplasm. Gene Ontology annotation, biological process: microtubule-based movement. The record is from RefSeq and is a predicted model, not a curated record. Gene Ontology annotation, molecular function: dynein intermediate chain binding. The transcript is spliced from 5 exons. NCBI's taxonomy places the organism in Eukaryota, Metazoa, Mollusca, Bivalvia, Ostreida, Ostreidae. Bases 135 to 641 code for a protein of 168 amino acids.
UGUUGUCUGUAUCAUCUAUGCGUUUGUCUGAAUAAGUUCACAAUCUUUUUAAAACAAAUGGUUUGACGAAGACAAGAGAGUUACCAGAAAGGGAAUUUUUGAAAUAUCACCGUAUACAAGAGGUUGACAGAGCGAUGACGGGAAGGGAUUUAGGAGCCAAGGUGUCCAGCCUUUUUGACGUGGUCGCCCUACACCGACCCCUGAAGAACGCAGGUUCCAGCGUCAUCUCCUACGCCUGUGAUCCUCGCCAUGACGAAGACGUGGGGCUUCAUAGGGCGAAGAAGGUUUACUACGAGAACACGUAUCAGUUGGAUCCACCAUCAAAGUUCAGAGCGGACAAAGUCAGGCCCAUUAUAGAGCAGGUCCUGCAAGUUAAUCUGGAAGGAAUGAAGUAUGACCCCAUAGAAUGCUCCUAUCUGUCCAAAAAGCUGUCAGACGAAAUCAAACACAAAGUCAAGGAACUCAACUUUAAGAGGUACAAGUUGGUGUGUACCGUGACGAUCGGACAGAGGCACGACCAGGGGGUACAGAUUGGGUCCCGCUAUCUGUGGGACGCCGAUAGGGACAACUUCGCCGCCGCCUCCUUCCACAACCGCCACAUCUUUGCGGACGGCUCUGUGUAUGCCCUGUAUUAUGAGUGAAUGGACGAAACAGUGCCCCAUUGCGGUGCGCCUGCCUCUUACUAUGCGCGUGCUUACCUGUUACAUGCAAUUUUCUUUAAAACUGAUCUAGUAAAUUUUUUUUUAGCAUGUUACCAUUCGAAAUCAAAAUAACUGAUAUAUUCUAUUGAAUUUAUUUUGUUGUUGUUGUUGUUAUGUAAUUAAAUGUGUUUAUGAAUUAAAAAUUUAUUUUAAACGAU